AUGGCAUUCAGCAGGCAGCUCUUGAUCCUCUUCUCAGCGCUCAUGGCCUUCCCAGCUGCCACCAUAGCUGCUGACGCAGAGAAGAAGAUUGACGUGGUGGUUGAAGGCGUGGUCUACUGCCAGAGCUGUGAGAACGCUGGAACAUGGUCUCUCUCUGGCGCCAAGCCAAUCCCGUCUGCUAAAGUCAGCGUCAUCUGCAAGAACUACAAGGACCAAGUCAGCUACUACAAGGUGUUUGAAACAGACAGUAACGGCUACUUCUACGCACAGCUUGAAGGCUUCACGAUGAGCCAAUGUCUUUUGGAACAUCCUCUUCAGUCGUGCCAUGUGAAGCCCGUCUCGUCUCCUCUUGAAAACUGCAACCUCCUUACCAACGUUAACUACGGUCUCUAUGGCGCCUCGUUGCGUUACGAGAACAAGAGAUUGUUUGGAAGCAGCUAUGAGGCUGUUGUCUUUGCUGCAGGCCCCUUGGCAUUCCGCCCAGAUCAUUGCCCUGUUCCCUAA
Messenger RNA from Corylus avellana, 504 nucleotides. RefSeq names its product non-classical arabinogalactan protein 30-like. Gene Ontology annotation, cellular component: cell periphery. Gene Ontology annotation, biological process: root hair elongation; unidimensional cell growth. Lineage: Eukaryota; Viridiplantae; Streptophyta; Magnoliopsida; Fagales; Betulaceae. The record is from RefSeq and is a predicted model, not a curated record.